CAACUGCACUCUCUCUCCCUCCCACCACCUUCUCGCAUACGCAGUCACAAGCACAUGGGCCUCAAUUCGAACCGAGUCGAUCACUAUUCGGGUUCGGGUCAUGCAAAUCAAGGGCUCACAUCAACUGCUCCGGCGACGAUAACAGUUCCCGGAGAAACAAUGAUGUCGCUGGAAUUGCACAAUGUUUGUUUGCCGCCACAAAAAACCACCUUACAGAAACUCAGGCAUCGGUUAUCGGAGGUCUUCUUCCCCGAUGAUCCACUCCAUGGAUUCAAAAACCAAUCGCGUUUUCGAAAACUGAUUCUCGCUCUUCAAUACUUCUUUCCGAUCUUCGAAUGGGCGCCGAAUUACAAUCUUACACUCCUCCGUUCCGACGUAGUUUCCGGUCUUACCAUUGCUAGCCUCGCGAUUCCUCAGGGGAUUAGCUAUGCGAAGCUUGCGAACUUGCCUCCAAUAAUCGGGCUAUACUCGAGCUUUGUGCCACCAUUGAUCUACUCUGUGCUUGGGAGUUCAAAGCAUCUAGCAGUGGGGCCAGUGUCAAUAGCGUCACUUGUCAUGGGAACAAUGUUAAACGAAGCAGUUCCAUACAACAAAGAUCCAGUUCUCUACCUUAAGUUGGCUUUCACUGCUACUUUCUUUGCUGGCGUCUUUCAAGCAACUUUAGGUCUUCUCAGGUUAGGGUUUGUUAUCGAUUUCUUAUCGAAAGCGACCCUUGUUGGUUUCAUGGCUGGGGCAGCUGUUAUUGUAUCUUUACAACAACUAAAAGGGCUGCUUGGGAUUGUUCAUUUCACUACCAAAAUGCAAAUAAUUCCCGUUUUAACCUCUGUCAUUCAACACAGAAAUGAAUGGUCUUGGCAAACCAUUGUGAUGGGGUUUUGCUUCUUGGGGUUUUUACUUGCCACGAGACAUAUUGGAUUACGAAAACCGAAGCUGUUCUGGAUAUCAGCCGCAGCACCAUUGGCGUCGGUGAUUCUGUCGACUCUUUUGGUCACUCUAUUCAGAUCAAAACUACAUGGGAUUGCAACUAUCGGUCACUUGGAAAAGGGAUUAAAUCCGCCAUCAUCAAACAUGCUGUAUUUUCACGGCGAGUUUCUCGGUGUCGCCAUCAAGACAGGGAUCAUCACCGGAAUACUAUCUCUAACAGAAGGAAUUGCGGUGGGAAGAACAUUUGCCUCUUUGAAUGACUACCAGGUGGAUGGAAAUAAGGAGAUGCUCGCCAUUGGGGUGAUGAACAUGGCUGGUUCUUGCACAUCUUGCUAUGUCACCACGGGCUCGUUUUCCCGAUCUGCUGUGAACGCGAACGCGGGGGCUAAAUCUGUAGUCUCCAACAUCAUCAUGGCAUCAACCGUUCUGAUUACUCUCUUGUUCUUGAUGCCUCUCUUUCACUACACACCGAAUUUAAUACUCGCUGCAAUCAUUAUAACCGCUGUGAUUGGGCUCAUGGACUACCAAAGCACAAUCCGACUAUGGAAAGUGGACAAACUAGAUUUCGUGGCUUGUUUGUGUUCCUUCUUUGGUGUGCUCUUCAUUUCGGUUCCAAUUGGUCUUGCAAUUGCGGUUGGGGUUUCGGUGUUUAAGAUUUUGUUGCAUGUGACAAGACCGAAUACGGGUGUUUUGGGGAAUAUACCGGGGACUCAGAUAUACCAGAAUGUGAAUAGGUAUAGAGAAGCAAGAAGGGUGCCUUGGUUUGUGAUACUUGGUGUUGAUUCGCCUAUCUACUUUGCUAACUCGACUUAUCUACAAGAACGAAUUUUGAGGUGGAUAAGAGAAGAAGAUGAGUUGUUAGCAGCAAACAAUGGUCCAUCGUUGAAAUGUGUUAUUAUCGAUAUGACUGCUGUGACAGCGAUUGAUACGAGUGGUUUGGGAAUGGUGAAGGAGUUGAAGAAGAUGCUAGAGAAGCGAUCGCUUCAGUUGGUUUUGGCAAAUCCUGGAGGGAGUGUGAUGGAGAAGCUACACCAAUCAGAGAUAUUGGAGUCGUUUGGGUUGGAAGGGGUGUACCUGAGUGUUGAUGAAGCUGUGGCAGAUAUAUCAUCAGCAUGGAAAGCUUAAGCUUAAGAAGUUGGCAUGGGGUUUCUUGUAUUUUAGUUUGCAGGGUAGGAGUCAGGAGAAGAGACAGGG
This is a messenger RNA of Lactuca virosa, 2118 nucleotides long. The record is from the annotation of a GenBank genome assembly. Lineage: Eukaryota; Viridiplantae; Streptophyta; Magnoliopsida; Asterales; Asteraceae.